AUGUCUUGGCUCGGCAGGAAGUUCCCGGCGCCCGUCGCCAAGCCCAUGUGGCCCUUCUACGUCUCCGGUCUCGUCAUCCUUUACGGUGUCAACUCCGCCGCGAACCUGAUGGGUGGAGCCGAGGAGUACAAGAACGACCCGCGCAACCCGGCUGUGAAGAACCAGGCACCAAACCACUAA
Molecule: messenger RNA, 180 nt
Organism: Dothidotthia symphoricarpi CBS 119687
Lineage: Eukaryota; Fungi; Ascomycota; Dothideomycetes; Pleosporales; Dothidotthiaceae
Exons: 4
Coding region: 1-180 (59 amino acids)
Biological process (GO): proton motive force-driven ATP synthesis
Molecular function (GO): proton transmembrane transporter activity
Source: RefSeq, a predicted model, not a curated record